Molecule: messenger RNA, 633 nt
Organism: Oncorhynchus gorbuscha (pink salmon)
Lineage: Eukaryota; Metazoa; Chordata; Actinopteri; Salmoniformes; Salmonidae
Product: toll-like receptor 4
Biological process (GO): defense response to Gram-negative bacterium; immune response; inflammatory response
Cellular component (GO): membrane
Molecular function (GO): transmembrane signaling receptor activity; lipopolysaccharide binding; lipopolysaccharide immune receptor activity
Source: RefSeq, a predicted model, not a curated record
AUGACUGAACAAGCAUUGGCCUACAAAUUCCAGUUCUACCAGUAUUACUUCUGUGUUUUGUUGAGAGGCUACAAGGUCUCCCGCCAGCAGGAAUGCCCUUACGAUGCUUUUGUGAUCUACUCCAGCAAGGAUGAGGCCUGUGUGAGAAUAGUGGAGAACCUUGAGAAAGGAAUCGUCCUGCGCCUCGCCCUCCGGGUCGCCAUCGAGGCCUGUGUCAGCACGUUUAGGUUUUCGUUGGGCUAUUUAAGCCGGCACCACUACACCAUUGCUCCCAUUCAACUGUGCCUCCACGAGCGGGACUUUGAAGUGGGUAAGUCUACCACCUCCAACAUCAUAGACGAGGACAUUAUGGGUAGCUGCAAGGUCAUCAUGGAAGUGUCGCGCCACUUCAUCAACAGCGCAUGGUGUCGCUUUGAGUUUGAUGUAGCUCAGUCCUGGCUGGUGCUGAAGGGCAACCCUAUCAUCACCAUCAUCAUCAUCAUACUGGGGGAUGUGGAGAAGAGGACCAAGAAAAUGUUUGGGCUCCACAAAUACUUGAAGAGGAACACUUACCUGAAAUGGAGGGACAACCCCGUCAGCAGCAUGAGAUUCUGGAGUCACCACAGGAAGGCUGUCAUCUCAAAGACACAAUAA